Messenger RNA from Malurus melanocephalus (red-backed fairy wren), 2331 nucleotides. It is a transcript of the gene ALX3, whose product is annotated as ALX homeobox 3. Gene Ontology annotation, biological process: regulation of transcription by RNA polymerase II. The coding region runs from base 43 to 963 and encodes 306 amino acids. Gene Ontology annotation, molecular function: RNA polymerase II transcription regulatory region sequence-specific DNA binding; DNA-binding transcription factor activity, RNA polymerase II-specific. NCBI's taxonomy places the organism in Eukaryota, Metazoa, Chordata, Aves, Passeriformes, Maluridae. The record is from RefSeq and is a predicted model, not a curated record. The transcript has 4 exons.
AUCCGCUCCCGCGGACCGUCCCCGUCCCCUCCAACCUGCGCCAUGGAGACACCGGGUUGCCCGGCCUUCCCCCCGCCUCGCCGGCCUGGGGGUCCCCCGGGGCUCCCCCGGCCUCCUGCCGCCUUCGCCCUCGGUGCACCGGGGCCCCACCGGCGGCCGCCGCCGCUCAGCCCCCGCCCCGGCCGCUGCCCGCCGGCCCGGGCACAGCCCCGGUACCUGGGGAUCGCCAGCCCGGGCCCCCCCGCCGUGGCCGUCCAUGGGAAGCCCCUGUACCCGGCCGGGGCUGCAGGUGAGAAGGGCUGCAAAGGCGGCUUCCAGACAAUUCCCACAGCCUGCAGGGUCCCCCCGAAAGCCCCGGGGCAAGACUUGGGGUGCCCACUGGCAGCACCCCUUGGCGGUCUCCGGGAACACAGGAUASCCGAGCUCCCCGAGCCCCUGGGCAAGGGCAAGAGCAAGAAGCGGAGGAACAGGACGACCUUCAGCACGUUCCAGCUGGAGGAGCUGGAGAAGGUUUUCCAGAAAACGCAUUAUCCCGACGUCUACGCCCGGGAGCAGCUGGCACUGCGGACAGACCUGACCGAGGCCAGGGUGCAGGUGUGGUUCCAGAACCGACGGGCCAAGUGGCGGAAACGGGAGCGGUACGGGAAAAUCCAGGAGCUGCAUAACAACCCGUGGCCGAGCCCUGGGAGCCCCCCGGGGCUGCUGCCCCCCGAGAGCAUCCCAUCCCCCUGCAUGUCCCCGUACCCCCCAACUCACAGCAACGGUUUCAUGGGCAUCCCCGGCUCCCCGGGCCCCCACCCCGGCAUCAACAGCCUGUACCCCCUGCACGGGCUGCCGCCCCCCGGCCUGGCCCCCCACCCGUUCGAGCCGCCCCCCCAGCACGAGUACAAGGCGCCCACRCUGAUGCCACUGAGGAUGAAGAGCAAAGAAGGGGCCGGGAGCCUCCUGAGCUGGGCCACAUGAUCCCCCCGCGGGAUGGACACGGAGCCUUCAUCCCCCCGGAGUGUUCCCCCUGCUCCCUGGCACCAGGGAGGGGGCUCAGGGUGMUGGGGUCACCUUUCCUCCCUCUCUGCACACCCCGAGCGUUCCCGCAUCCAUCAGGGUGCUGCUGCCCCCCUACCCCCGCUAAGGGGGGGGUCAAUGGGGGGCUGUGGGGAGGAAAGAGGCACCCCCCAAACCCAGGCUACCCCAGCGGGGCUGGCACUGGCAGUUCGGGGCCCCAAAAGCGGCUCCCCAAAAUCCCCGAGCUCUCCCAGCACCUUCAGUGCUGCAGUGGGAUUUGAUGGAGAGUCCCAGUGGUUUCCCCACCAUUCCUAUGUUCCCCCAGGUCCCAGACCAAGCAGCUGAGGAGGGCACUGUGACAGGGCAGGGGAGUUUUGGGGGCAGUUCUCCCCUCCACAGCUGAAAUUUGGGCACUCACCCCGUGCCCAGUGCAACCAGCAAUGGCAGAAAUUGGGCUCUUCCUCUCCCAGUCCCAUACUGGACUGGACUGGRACAGCUGCUGGUGCUGGGGGGGUUACUGGGGGCAGAACCAAGGAGCCCCUAAACCCCCUAAAGCAUCACAGCUCGUCCAGCUCCCCCUUGGAGGGAAAAUGAGACCUUGGCACAGCUCCUGGAGGCCACCGAGCCCCCUGGGAUGGGCAACCAAUCCAUGGGGUGGGGGCUCCAGGAAUAACAGAUCCCAAAUUAAAGGCCUUUUCCCUGGGGGAGUCACCCUGUUACCCCUCAGGAAGGUGUUUUAACCCCAGCAGGUGGGACCCCUCCCAAGUGCUCCAAUGGGGUGUUGGGGGCACUGCUGCUCAGGUUGGGGGGGGUUCUGCAUUUUUGGGGUGUUGUUACUGGUGGUGGGUCUGGGGGGGGAGGGGGGCACCUCGCUGUAUCCAAUGUGUCUCAUCUGCUCCGGGGGUCCCCAGGGGGGCAUCCCGAGUACCCCCGAGUGCCAGCGUGUCCUGUCCCCUCCCCCACCGCAGGGAAACACCACAAACACAGCCAGGAACGGGGGCUCCCCUGGCCCUGCUCRCCCCAGCACCGCGAGAUGCUGGUGCCACUCUGGGUCCAAACCCCCUCCCUGCAAAUCRGCAAUGCCACCCUGCCCCAGUUCCUACCCCCACCUCCUGAUGGGGGUGACACCCCCGUGGGGCACCUGCACCCCCCCAGGGAGGCACCAAACCCGAUUUGGGCCAAACCCCAAGGUUUUUCAGGCAAGCCCCACCACCCUGGGCACUCCAGGAGGCAGCCCAGGGAUGCCCACCCCACCCAGAACAUCUCACACCCCUCCCACCGGUGGGGAUUUUGUUAUUCAUUUCUAAACAAUAAAGCACAUUUUUCGUA